CCUGAAUCUUUUACGGCUAGCCUAACAUAAACAGUCAUGAUUCAUUCGCCUGAAUCUUUUUUUAUCUUCUUCAAUCUUCACCUGUGGUCUCUGACCUAAUUCGUGUGAAAAAUGCAUGGAAUACCACGAAGAGCUCCAAGCCAAGACGAGCUAGAAGCUUCUGCGGUCAAAUCAGCGAAGCUUCGAUCUCUCCAAGCUCAGUUCAUCCACCAUCAUCACAAUAAAAUUUAUAAUAAAGAAGCGAUUGAAGUAAGCGCGAAGCUGCUCGAGGUUAAUCCAGAGCACUACACAGCCUGGAAUUACCGGAAGCUCGCUGUAGAGGACCGUCUUCAUCAAUUUGACAAUGUUAACAAUGCGGAGUCUAUCAAAACUAUUCUAGAUGAAGAACUCAGACUAGUGGAGAACGCAUUGCGGAGAAAUUACAAGUCUUAUGGAGCAUGGUAUCACCGCAAGUGGGUGCUAAGCAAAGGUCAUUCUUCCACCGACCGAGAAUUAUUGCUUCUGGCUAAGUUCCAGAAGGCAGAUUCUCGGAAUUUCCAUGCUUGGAAUUAUAGGAGGUUUAUUACAUCAUUGAAGAACAUUCUAGAUAAGGAUGAACUACAAUAUACAACAGACAUGAUAGAAGACAAUAUGAGCAAUUAUUCUGCUUGGCACAACCGUAGUGUUCUACUUAGUCGGCUGCUGAACGAGAAGGCAAAAGGAUUUUUUCCCAAGGAGAGUGUGUUGACAGAAGAGUUUAAGUUUGUUCGUAAUGCUCUUUUUACAGAUCCAGAUGAUCAAAGUGGUUGGUUUUACCAUCUCUGGCUUCUUGACCAGACAGUUCAAAAAACUAAUUUGUUGGUAUCUUCAUGGCCACCUCACGACUCUAGUCUUCAUUUGUCAACGGAUGGGUUGCUUGAUAAUAAUUAUAUUUUGUCUAAUCCUAGAACACUUCCUCUCAUUCUCUACUUUAGUGAAGCAGUUAAAAAUAUAAGUUCAUCAACAGUCAAGGUUGAAUGUGAAGGUAAUUUGAAUACAGAUAUUUCUUGGCGACCACUCUCAGGAAAUGGUAUUGGGUACGCACAAGCCUGGUUAACUUAUGUCAGAUUUCCAGAUGAUGUCCAAUGUUUAGAGUUUUAUAAUGUAAAGGUCAGCCUUUCCAGUUCCCAAGGCAUAGUUUGUUUGAACGGCUCUGUUUACAUGAGUGAUUCUACUGAACUAACCUUUACCGUACACGUACCCCCUAAGAAUUCAGAACAUAUACCGAUAGAAAAUGAAAAGAGGAUUUUUCUAACUGAGGAAAAGUUCUGUAGAAAUGAAACUGUUUCUUCCCAGUCAGUUUUAUUUAACGCAUCCCAUCAAUUGAGAAUACCUAUAGAUGAAAAAGAAAGGGACUUGGAUUGGAAGAUUCAGAUAGUUGAUAGUGAGAUAGCUCAUUGCAGGGAGCUAUUAUCAUCGGACAAUUGUAAAAUUGGAAAGUUAACACUUGCAAGAUUGUUGAUGGCACGCGACAAAUUGCUGUCAUGUGAUGGCACAAAUGCUGGCAAUCACUAUGAAGAAGUUCUUCAGUUGUACGAUAAUUUAAUGAAAUUGGAUCCACCGCACAUUCAGCACUAUAAAGAUGAAUACAGCUCUGUUUUGCUAAAACAGUUAUUCCGCAAUCAAAAGUCAUUGAUGGAGUGUUGCAGUCAAUAUCAAGAACCAUCUUCAAUCUUCCAUAAUUAUUUAUGUCUGCGGCUAAAUAAUCUCUCACUUACCCAACUUGGUUGUGUUCAGAAACUUUUGUGGGUCCAGAUCCUAGAUCUUAGCUGCAAUCAGCUUCGGUCCAUUGAAGGUUUGGAGGCAAUGCAGCAACUAGUUUGCUUAAACCUAAGCAAGAACUUGCUUAGCAGUUUCACUGCAUUAGAGCCUCUCAGGCAGCUAAGAUCUCUAAAAGUAUUGGACAUCUCAUACAAUGAAAUUGGCUCACAUUCAAUUGACACAAAGAGGUACCUUUAUUCUUCUUCACCCCUGUGCCUUUCUAGUGGGAGCGCAUGUAACAUUGAGGAAUUAGUGGCUACUAAUUAUUUGCAAGCGCUGUUGGUUUUUAAGAAACUGAGUGUGACACAACUGGAUAUGGCGGGGAAUGCUGUUUCUGAUGACAAAAAGUUAAAGCUGUUGCUCUUUGAGCUUAUGCCAUCGCUCAAAUGGCUUGAUGGUCUAAAGUUGAGAUGAUAUUCAAGUGCCUUUUUUAUUAGUUCCUCCACAUGUUACAGAUGUUAUCUUCGGGCGUUUUGAACUCCUGCUCUUGAUUUAGCUGGUUGGUGAAAGCUGCUCUGUUUUUAGUCCCUUGAUCAUUUACGAUUAUUAAAUGUAAGAAUUUUUGUUUCCAAAAGAAGUUGUACUUCGAUUCUGUUGUGGAUCUGCCACAUUGAAGAUCUGAGGGGCGUGUUAAACUUAAUACUCCUGCAUUUAUGUUGAUUACUAAUUAAAAAAAACUCAAAGUGUUGCAGCAUUAAUUAUAUGGAACGUGUCUUGGAGCUCUCUUGACAUCCCCAAGGAAAAGUGCAACGGUGCAUAAAUGCGAGAGGGAUUGCGAGCGUGAACUUGCAGAAGAGGCGAAGAGCUGCUAUAAACUCCCACGGAGUAUUAUUUGCAGGUUGCUGCCUUGCUGGUAGUGUGUAUCUUCCCGCCUCUGGGUAUAUAUAAAACCCUGCAAAUCCAAAUUCCCGAAGCAACACCAAACUGUGAAGGUUGGAAAAGCAAAAUCACGAUACUAUUUUUUAAACAAGUUGGCCUGGGAGGUAGAGCAUGCUAACACUUUCUAAUUUUGAAUGGGAAUGUAGUGGUGGCUGUGCUAAUUUCUUUUGUGGUGUGUUUGCAGUGCCGAUCCUAACUAAACUCGAGCCUGAGGCGAGCAUCAUAAAUGAGUCCUAUACAUAGUAUUUGUUUGUCAUAUAAUUCACUAAAAUUCAAUGAUUAAAUAUAAAAAACCACAAUUCUUAAAUAAAAGUCUUACAUGAUAACAAAAUGUUACUGAAUGUACUAAAAACUAAUUAAGUACAACUCGUCGAACAAUUUUAGAUGCAAAAAUAUUUAUCACAUCCGCAUAAUGUAGUGGUUCUAAAAAAUAAAAAAUACAUAAUUUAGUGGUAUCCUUAACAAUAUACUCCCUCUGAUCCUUAAUGAAGUUUACACUUUGACUUCACACAUUAAGGAAAUAAAUUUGACUUUACUGUAGAGUACACUGUUUGACACUGUUUGACACUGUUUGGCACUGUUUGGUGUAGAUUUGUUUGUCAAAUAAGGCAAAUAAGAAAGUGUAAAGUUUAAUAUAGGACGACCCAAAAAGGAAAGUGUAAAGUUAAUUAAGGACUGGAGGGAGUAUAAUAGUAAUUUUUCUCUAAAAAUACAAAGCAUAUAAUAUCAUAAUUUAACUAAUUGUAAAUCGAGAAUUCCAUAAUUGCAAUAUUGAUAAAUGAUAACCCUAAACAAAAAAAAAUAGUUGGACAGAGAAGGCCGACAAGGACUCCUGACAAGGAUUUUCUCCAAUCCUCCUCCAGUCCUUCGCUCGUGAGUCCAUGACCGCUUCGCCUCUUCGCUAGUUCGCUUCAAUCCCUAAUUUCUCGACUGCUGGUAUCUUUCGCAAACGGCAAAUUGCAGGGGCAGGUUGGUUUAAUUGGGAGGGGUUGACUAAUUAGAUAUAAAAUACAUAUAUGUAUAAUACUAAUUAUUGUAAAAAAAAUGGACCCUUAAUUUUUCCAAUUUUUUGGAGCCCUGAGGCUUGGGCCUCUCCAGCCUUACAUAAGGCACGGUCCUGUGUGUUUGGGGGGGGGGUUGUAUUUCCUGAAAGAUUCCUGAAAGAUGUCAUGAAGAGGGAUGUAUUGAAUAUGGAUUGUGGUGGAUUUUUUUUAAUCCGUGGACUUUUAAAAAAGUCAAUGGACUUUUAAAUUCAUAGACUUUUUUAUGAAUGAAUUCUAUGGUUUUUUAAAUCCAUGGAUAAGUUUAUUGACUUUCAAAAAGUCCAUAAACUUUUAAAUGCGAACCAUCACUGCUGGUCGUCGAAAUUUUCACCUAGACCGCCACUACCGAUUUGCCCGUCCGCCUCCAUCACUUGAGUUCCCCGCUGCCGUCAUCGAACUGAUCCGCCACCAACAAAGUCGAUUUGGUUAUGCAAGAGAAUUAUGGACAAUUACUUAUAUUAAUUAAUUAAAUUAGGGGUGAAUAUGUAAUAUUUAGUCCUAUUUAAGGAAAUCAAACAUAUGAUCAUACUUUAAGAAGAAUGCUACUCUGUAUGUUUUAGUCCUACCCUGAAUAAUUUCCUCCGUAUAAUACAUAGUAUGAUAAGAAAUAAAUUAAACAAAUGUAAUUCAUAUAGCAACACAAAGUUCUACAAGAAUAAAUGAAGCAUAUGAAUCCAAAUUUAUUUUUAUUAAAAAAACUCAAAGUUUCAAGAAUGCUCAAGAAUUUUGGUCAUUUUAUUAAUGAGUAAAAACAUUAAUCGUUACACAACCGUUACACUCAUUGCUACAUGUGGUACAAGCACAGUUGCAAUCGAGUUUAUCUUCUUAAUAAUUAUUUUCUUUUCAUUUCUUUCUUGUAAACGGUUAUAUAUUUAUUAAUUUGAAAUUAUAUUUUUAUGUGUUAGUGAUUUAACGAUGAAAGAAAGUAAUAGUUAAAAUAUUUAUUUUCUUAAUGGUUAAGUGACGACGUACCAGAAUUGCACUGAUGUAAUAUUAUCGAUUCUUAUACCAGUCAUUCUAGAAACUUCUAGAAUUGAAC
Molecule: messenger RNA, 4740 nt
Organism: Cuscuta europaea
Lineage: Eukaryota; Viridiplantae; Streptophyta; Magnoliopsida; Solanales; Convolvulaceae
Source: the annotation of a GenBank genome assembly